UCAAUUAAUUUUUUUGUCCCAGAAAAAAGCAGUAGUUAAACACACGCAGAGCAGCCCAAACCUGAGCCUUAAGAGACCGGAAGUAUACUGUUCACCUCGGCUGAACCGUAAGCUACUUCCGGUUCGCUGUUAGCGUUGUUGUGAGUGCGCUGUCUUAAAGGAUAGCCCGCAGCCCUAGUUAUUUAUUUAAUUUAAAUUAUCCUUUGUGACACUUUACGGAGAGCUGAGGAGUCAGUCGAUGUGGCUGUAGCCAACGUGGACCAUGAGCAACAGUCACCCUCUGCGUCCACCGACGUCCGUCUCCGAAAUUGACCACAGCCAGCUGUUGUCGGAGCAGCUGGGAGCUCUGGUGCCCAGUGAGGAAUACAGCGAUGUCACCUUCAUUGUUGAAGGGAAGCGCUUCCCCGCGCACCGCGUCAUCCUGGCAGCUCGCUGUCACUACUUCAGAGCGCUGCUGUAUGGAGGAAUGAAAGAGUCUCAGCCUCAGGCAGAGGUGUGUCUGAAGGAGACCCGGUCCGAAGCUUUCUCCAUGCUGCUGCACUACCUGUACACGGGCCGGGUCAGCCUCAGCUCUGCUCGGGAAGAGGUGGUGCUGGACUUCCUGGGUCUGGCUCACAGCUACGGCCUGCAGCCACUGGAGGACUCCACCUCGGAGUUCCUCCGUACCAUUCUGAACACCAACAACGUCUGCCUCGUGUUUGACGUGGCCAGUCUGUACUCUCUGAGCACGCUCAGUGCAGCCUGCUGCGCCUACAUGGACCGUCAUGCCCCAGAGGUGUUGAACUCUGACGGCUUCCUGGAGCUGUCAAAGACGGCUCUCCUGACGGUGGUCAGCCGAGAUUCCUUUGCGGCCAGUGAGAAGGAAAUCUUCCUGGCUCUGUCUCGUUGGAGUCGGCAGCACGACGAAGGAGCUGACACACACGAGGUGAUGUCGGCGGUGCGGCUGCCGCUCAUGACCCUGACAGAGAUGCUGAACGUGGUGCGGCCUUCGGGCCUCCUGAGCCCAGACGACCUGCUGGACGCCAUCAAGACCAGAUCUGAGAGCCGCAACAUGGACCUGAACUUCAGAGGAAUGCUGAUCCCUGAGGAGAACAUCGCCACCAUGAAGCACGGAGCUCAGGUGGUGAAGGGAGAGUUGAAGUCUGCGCUCUUGGACGGAGACACCCAGAACUACGACCUGGACCACGGCUUCUCCAGACACCCCAUCGAGGAGGACGGCAGGGCCGGCAUCCAGGUCACACUGGGCCAGGCCUUCAUCAUCAACCACGUCCGUCUGCUGCUGUGGGACAGAGACAGCAGGUCCUACUCCUACUACAUCGAGGUGUCCAUGGACGAGCUGGACUGGGUGCGUGUCGUGGACCAUUCCAAGUAUCUGUGUCGCUCCUGGCAGAAUCUGUACUUCAAGCCGCAGGUUUGCAGGUACGUUCGCAUCGUGGGAACUCACAACACCGUCAACAAGGUUUUCCACCUGGUGGCCUUUGAGUGUAUGUACACCAACCGUCCCUUCACACUGGAGAACGGACUUGUGGUUCCCAGUGAGAACGUGGCGACCGUGGACGCCUGUGCCAGCGUCAUCGAGGGGGUCAGUCGCAGUCGGAACGCCUUGCUCAAUGGCGACACGCGCAACUACGACUGGGACUCAGGAUACACCUGCCACCAGCUUGGCUCCGGAGCCAUCGUGAUCCAGCUGGCUCAGCCCUACGCCAUUGGAUCGUUGAGGCUGCUGCUGUGGGACUGUGACGAGCGGGCGUACAGGUACUACAUCGAAACCUCCACCAACCAGCAGCACUGGACCAAGGUGGUGGACCGCACCAGGGUGGCCUGUCGGUCGUGGCAGACUCUAAAGUUUGAUAAGCAGCCUGCCUCCUUCAUAAGGAUUGUGGGAACACACAACACGGCUAACGAGGUCUUCCACUGCGUCCACUUUGAGAGUCCAGCUCAGCUGGACACAGAGGUCACUGAGGGCAGCCCUGGACUCAACCCCUCUGACCCCCCCUCCCCAGCCUCUCAGCAGACACGCCCCCAACGACCAGCACGCAUACACGGCCUGUUGCCCUCUCAGCCGUCGUCCUCACAGGGCCAACUUUGAGGGGGCGCUCUCGCCGUCGGGAUGGAACCUUAGGUUGAACAUUAGAAAUAGAUGUGUCCAUUAAGUUGCAAUACAAAUAGGGUAACACAGGGGGGCGCUGGCUAGUUUGUUUAAGGUCAAGUAUGAUGUGCUGUGCAGACAAAGCGGCCCCUAGUGGAAAAUUAGUGAGUCAGCUUUUUUUUUGCGACAUUUACAUAGUUCUUCCAAAAAAACCAGCAGAGCUAGUUCCAGUCAACUUCUGUUUGUGACCCAAUGGCCACGUCCGUCGCUGAUGUACGAUCUAUGGUGCGUGAAAACCACGGCGUCCUGUGGGUCGUCAGCUGUGGGGUGUUGGUCACACAGGGUCAUUGAGCUCCAGUCUUCCUAGAUUUGUUACUGAACCUUAGAUCGUUAGCCUUCCACUGUCGCUGAUCCCUGUGAAAUGUCACGUAGAUCACGUCGUUUUAUUUAUCCACCAGACUCGCACUGAAAGAAGGAUCGACUGCGUGGGUUUUCUCACAGAGUCACGGGAAGGCCAAAGGUCAUCGGAAAAUCCUUGACAAAAACCCCAGGAUGACUGAUCGUGCUCCACUGCCACUUGGCUGGGCUGGUGCUUGUUUUGGAAUAUUGUGAUCUGAUUGGACGGUGGUGAGGCCACAGCUGUAUGCAGAGUAACCUUUGUAGACGGCGGUGUCUGUGUGGAACUGUUUUUACUGUCACUGUUCAUAGCAGAGGAGAAGUUCACUAUUUCUAAAGACUUUGAUCUUCCUAAAUUCUGGAAAGUUUUGCCUCAGUUUGACUGGCAUUCAUUUACCCCAAAGCCACGCCCCCUCCUGUGAUGUCACCCUGAGAGUAGAUUUUAUGAGGUCUCUUCAUUCAAGCACUUGAAAAGUUUGAGCACAAAUGAUUCUGGAAAACACGGAACUUUUUACCAAACGUUGUUGGCGCUGAGGAUGGGCUCGGACCAAAUGGCUUCUUUACAUUGGCUGCUGAAGGAAAAGGUUAGCUACACACUUGUCACGCGCAGCUGCUGUUGGCACUUUAUUAACGAUUUAAACAUGGCUCUUUCUGACUGAAGAACAGUACCAGAGCACUGGGACUGGUACUGUUAAACACUUACAGCCUCUGGGCUCUGGGGUGGCGUUUGUCACUGCUGUGGUUCCUCUUGGUUUUUGUGUGUGUGUCUCAGCACUUUCUUACCAGCACUGGCACUGUGUCACAUAGACACUGGGCUGUGGGUUGGAAGGAUCAGUACAGGAACACCCAGUGGUCAUGGUGUGAACUGCAGACACAGGUUGGUGAGUGUGAGCCCAGGGUUCUGAUUUGAACCUACAGGACGACCCUGUGCCGGUCUGUGCUGGUGUGAAAGUUCUAGGUUUGUCAUGUCGUCGCACUUUUGACUUUGAAGCUACUUUUAUUGUAAAACUCACUGAUUUGUUGUUAGCGCCGCCGUCGGCGAUGUUUGACUCUUGAUUUUGUACUAAGUUCACAGUAGUUGCUCCUGAUGCCGUCCCUCACUCACUGUCGCUGCACUCCCACUGCAGAGUACCAGGAACUUGUGAGUACCAGCAACCAUUUUCACUGAACUAAAGUUCUACAAACGGCAGGAACCUUUUAGAAUCAGGGGCCGUUGUCAUAGGAAAUAAAUGGUCAAGGCUAAAUUCACCCCACACUGGAGAAAGUUCCAGAAAGUUUAUGACCUCAGUGAACUGGUCACUGUCUGUUCUGCUGAAGAAUGAUCCUCCAACCCGUGGUUCCUGGACUUCUGAGAAGACCUACCUCUCCAGCUGGAACUGUUUUACAUACAAAUCAGUUCUGAGGUUUUCAUUUAGUUCCCAUACUGUGUUAGUUCCUGGUGCGGGUGCCUGCUGUGGAACUUUCCCUCCUCACACCCUGAGUGUGUGUAAUUAGCAACCCCUGACUGGAACUCAUCACUCUGUUACUGAUACUGGGUGAAGGGGGGGGGGGGUUACUGUCUCUGUUACCUUUAUGACUGUGUUAGCAGCUGAAUGAAGUCCUCUAAACACCUGGUGUAAAUUAGAACUUUCUUGAACCCUGUUCUGUCUGAUGUUAUGUCACAGUUCUGCCUAAUAUAUUCAACAUAUAUAUAAAUAUAUUUGUUCUGA
This is a messenger RNA of Cynoglossus semilaevis (tongue sole), 4194 nucleotides long. It is a transcript of the gene btbd9, whose product is annotated as BTB (POZ) domain containing 9. The transcript is spliced from 11 exons. The record is from RefSeq and is a predicted model, not a curated record. Gene Ontology annotation, biological process: circadian behavior; adult locomotory behavior; modulation of chemical synaptic transmission. Gene Ontology annotation, cellular component: cytoplasm. Bases 263 to 2089 code for a protein of 608 amino acids. Lineage: Eukaryota; Metazoa; Chordata; Actinopteri; Pleuronectiformes; Cynoglossidae. Gene Ontology annotation, molecular function: protein binding.